UUUCUGUUUCUCGGCAUAGCCCCAGCCCGGUAACACCAGGCACCAGGGCUAAGCUGAGCGGCCACCCUCAGCACCUCAGUGCCUCAGCACCUAGGCAGGUGUUGCAGAUAAGAACCCACGGGGCAAAGGUCAGGUGUAGUUUGUGUUGCUCCCACUACUGUCUUGGCCGGAUCGGGUUCCUGAUAGAUCCCUUCAGUCCUCUUCCUCACCCCCCUCAGAUGUGUUGGGGAAGUCUCUGAACCAGACUGGGCCGGCCAGGAGUCUGACUCUCUUUCCAUUGUCAGAAUGGAGCUGCGACCCUACCAGUGGGAGGUGAUCAUGCCUGCCCUGGAGGGCAAGAAUAUCAUCGUGUGGCUGCCCACUGGAGCUGGGAAAACCCGGGCUGCUGCUUAUGUGGCCAAGAGGCAUCUAGAGACUGUGGACCAAGCCAAGGUGGUUGUACUGGUCAACAGGGUGCACCUGGUGACCCAGCAUUGUGAGGAGUUCAGCCGCAUGCUGGGCAAACGCUGGGCCAUUAUAACCCUGAGUGGGGACAUGGGGCCACGAGCUGGCUUUGGCCACCUGGCCAGGAGCCAUGACCUGAUCAUCUGCACAGCUGAGCUGCUACAGAUGGCGCUGACCAGCCCGGAGGAGGAGGAGCACGUGGAGCUCAAUGCCUUCUCCCUGCUCGUGGUGGAUGAGUGUCACCACACGCACAAAGACACUGUCUACAACCUCAUCCUGAGCCGGUACCUAGAGCAUAAACUCCAGAGGACACGGCCGCUGCCCCAGGUGCUGGGUCUCACAGCCUCCCCGGGCACUGGCGGGGCCUCCACGCUCGAUGGAGCAAUUGACCACAUCCUACAGCUCUGUGCCAACCUGGACACGUGGCACAUCAUGUCACCGGAGAACCAUCGCCCCCAGCUGCAGGAACACAGUGCUCAGCCAUGCAAACAGUACAGUCUCUGCCAUAGGCGCAGCCAGGACCCAUUUGGGGACAUGCUGAAGAAGCUCAUGGACCGAAUCCACAACCGCCUGGAGAUGCCCGCGUUAAACCGCGACUUUGGGACACAGACUUAUGAGCAGCAGGUGGUGGAGCUGAGCCAGGAUGCGGCCCAGGCCGGACUCCAGCAGCGCCGGGUAUACGCUCUUCACCUGCGGCGCUACAAUGAUGCGCUGCUCAUCCACGACACGGUCCGCGCUGUGGACGCCCUGAAGUCGCUGGGAGAUUUCUACGACAGGGAGCGCGCCACGAAGACCCAGGUCCUGCAGGCUGAGCGCUGGCUGCUGGCACUGUUCGAUGAUUACAAGAAUGAGCUGGCCCACCUGGCAACACAGACCCCAGAGAACCCAAAACUGGAGAUGCUAGAACAGAUCCUGCGGGAGCAGUUUGGGCAUUCCGACAGCCCCAGGGGCAUCAUCUUCACCCAGACCCGCCAGAGCACUCACUCCCUCCUACUCUGGCUCCAGCAGCAGCCAGGCCUGCAGACAGUGGACAUUAGGGCUGACCUGCUGAUUGGGGCUGGAAAUAGUAGCCAAAACACCCAUAUGACCCAGAGAGACCAGCAAGAAGUGAUCCGAAAGUUCCGGGUUGGCACUCUGAACCUCCUGGUGGCCACAAGUGUGGCAGAAGAGGGGCUGGACAUCCCCCAGUGCAAUGUGGUGGUACGUUACGGGCUCCUGUCCAACGAGAUCUCCAUGGUCCAGGCAAGGGGCCGGGCCCGGGCUGGUCGGAGCAUAUACUCAUUUGUGGCAACCCAAGGCAGUCGGGAGCUACGACGGGAGCUGAUAAACGAGGUGCUGGAGACUUUGAUGGAGCGGGCCGUGGCUGCUGUGCAGAAGAUGGACCAGGCUGAGUACCAGGCCAAGAUCCGAGAUCUGCAGCAGGCAGCCCUGGUCAAGAGGGCAGUCCAGGCAGCCCAGCGGGACAACCAGCGGCAGCAGUUCCUGGCCGAGCAGGUGCAGCUCCUCUGUGUCAACUGCAUGGUGGCUGUGGGCCACGGGAGUGACCUGCGGAAGGUGGAGGGCGCUCACCACGUCAAUGUGAACCCCAACUUCUCGAUCUACUACAAUGUCUCCCGGGGGCCGGUGGUCAUUGACAGAACCUUCAAGGACUGGAGGCCUGGGGGUACCAUUCACUGCAGGAACUGUGGGGAGGCCUGGGGCCUGCAGAUGAUCUACAAGUCAGUGAAGCUGCCGGCACUCAAAGUCCGCAGCAUGCUUCUAGAGACACCCCGAGGGAGAGUCCAGGCCAAGAAGUGGUCCCGUGUGCCCUUCCCCGUGCCUGACUUCGACUACCUGCAGCACUGUGCCCAGAACCUGGCGGAACCUCUCCCUGGACUGAGCACCUCAUCACUGCAGUGCCCACCUCAGGCUGCAGGGGGCGGGACAAUCCACAGCAGCCACCACCUUGGGGGGGGGGGGCCAAGUCCCUCCUGCCUGAGUCACCAGUUGGGGCACCAUGCUGACCAGCCACAGAGGAAACCAGGGCGUCCAGGCUGGCUCAGACUGUCAUGCUGCGGAAGCACCUCUGAGGGCCACAGCUUAGCCCCAGAGCUCCCCUCAUACCACAGACAUUCAAAGACACUAGAUGGAGGUGGGCGGUGGGGGGUAUUGGGAGGGAAACUGAGGCAGGAUGCUGGCCACACUCUACUAGCAACUACCAAAUUUCCCUUGACCCCUUGACAUUCCUUCCUUAAUAAGGCCACUUCUGUUUUUUGAGGCUCCUCAUAAAUUGAAUAUAGUGGAAAAUUGGUAGAGAGAAGGUAUGGUGGGGCGCCUGGGUGGCUCAGCGGUUGAGUGUGUGCAUUGGGAUCAGAUCAUGAUCCCGGGGUCCUGGCAUUGAGUCCCACAUCGGGUUCCUGCAGGGAGCCUGCUUCUCCUUCUACCUAUGUA
Canis lupus familiaris (dog) is the source of this 2874-nucleotide messenger RNA. RefSeq names its product DExH-box helicase 58 (gene DHX58). The transcript is spliced from 12 exons. The record is from RefSeq and is a predicted model, not a curated record. Gene Ontology annotation, cellular component: cytoplasm. The coding region runs from base 286 to 2664 and encodes 792 amino acids. Gene Ontology annotation, biological process: innate immune response; positive regulation of interferon-beta production; response to virus. Gene Ontology annotation, molecular function: single-stranded RNA binding; zinc ion binding; hydrolase activity. Lineage: Eukaryota; Metazoa; Chordata; Mammalia; Carnivora; Canidae.